UGAGAUUUCUACUGACAGAUUUGACCAAUCCCACAAUCAUUGAAGCUGUGGACCAAUAGCCUUGCUUACCUCCUCCAGCUUCUUGGGAUCUUCAGCAUCCCGGGUAUUUGAUAGCCUUGCUGACAUGCAUGCCCAGGGAUGAGUCUGUCUUCUGUUAGGCUAGCACUCAAAAGGUGAUUUUGAGACCUCGAGAGACAUAAUUAGAGGUCUUCCACAUGGUCAUGAAAAUCUACGUUAUUGUCUUCAGGUAAUUCUUCCUUGUACAGCAUCUUUGCCGUUUUUGCUGAUUCAUACGGGAUCAAUCGGACAUGUAUAACUAGUGGUGGACUGAAAUAGUACUAUGGAGAACACUGUGAGUAUUGGAAUCAUAUACUAAAUAACGAGAAACAGAACGCCGCGUAAUUGGGAGCGUGAAAAAAACCCUGGAAUCAGCCUCACAAGGCGGAUUUGGUCACCAAAUGAUCGCCCCCACGACGAGGCUCUGCCAUAUGAGCUGUCAAACCUGCGGCCACAAUGACGAAGACAUUCCCAUCGAUGCUACUUCAGUCCAUUUCAUCUAUUUGAUGCUUGUCAGAUAAAGCUCUGAACAUAACGGAAGCAAGCAAAACAAUGUCAAGCACCGCUGGCUCAGCUUCGGCCUCGGCUGCACCGAACGGCAGCGACGACCCCUGGACAUUGGCCAAAGACCGCUUCCUCUCUGGCCUUGACCCCACUGAACGCGACAUCUUCAACAACGCAACACUCGAGAACCUCUUCUAUACUACCAGCAAUGAGAACCGAACAGACGCAGAGAAGAGCCGUGUGCGAGCUGUGGCGAAAAAAUUGGGGCCGCUGGUAUCUGCCAUAGAGAGUUAUGGCAAGGCUUUGGAUACCUUUGCCCAGAUUGCCCCUCUGUACCUGUCGCCGAUAUGGGGGAGUAUCAGGGUGCUGUUGAUACUAGCGAGGAGCUAUGGGAAGUUCUUUGAACGAGUUGUGGAUACUUUGGGGAGGAUUGGAGAUGUAAUGCCUAGAUUCCGCGACUACGAACGGAUCUAUUGUCGAGAGAAACAUCAGCGUCUCACCCAAGCUCUGUCGAAUGCAUACCUCGAUAUCAUUGAGCUUUGCACACAAUUCCGAAAGACAAUACUGGAGCAAAAGACAUCAUCCCUCCGCAGACUUCUCAAGCCAGUGUCUCUCGAUAGGCAGUUCGAUGAAGCAAUCGAACGCUUUCGGCAACAUAAAAAGAGCGUCGAUGAGGAGGCUAGGGUCUGCUAUAUGAUUGAAGCAGCUGAGAAACGGAACGAGGAGCUGACCCUCUUUGCUGCCGAACGAAAACGGAGGCUCUUAUCAAGACUUUCAACAGUCGCAUUCGAGCACAAGCAUCGAAAACUGAAGGCACUGAGGUAUGAAGGAACAGGAACUUGGCUCAUCGGAGAUACGAAGUAUAAGGAAUGGAAAUCAUCGACAGAAUCGGCUGUGUUAUGUUGUCAUGGUAUUCCUGGCUGUGGAAAAUCAGUCCUGGCAUCCAGCAUCGUUGACUCUCUUCUCACUAACAAUACUACCGUGUACUACUACUGUGAUUACUCUGAUAAGAGAACGCUUGAUCCAGCAAACCUGUUUGGAGCCCUUGCGCGCCAGGUGCUUGGAAAAUUGAAAUCCAUACCCGAAACUCUCGCCGCUACAAUCGAAAAUGCAGCUCACGACGGAGAUAGGCUCACAGAUAGUUCAUGUGCGCUUGAAUCCCUUCGAAAGGGCAUCGAGCUCUGCUCAGAUCCCAUAUACAUCUCUGUUGAUGGAAUCGACGAACUGACCGAGGAGUCUCAAAAGACCAUUUGCCACGGACUGAAGGACUUGAUUGAUGGUAACUCGGUACCAAUAAGGCUUUUCCUAACAGGACGGCAAGAUCUCUCAUCCUUACUACAUAUUCCUUCAAUAGUUCCAUUCACCAGUAUCUCAGUUGCGCCUUCGGUGAUCGCCUCGGACAUUCGCAACUUUGUCCAAGCCUCAACUCGACGUAGAGUUGCAGAGGGUAUGUUAGUUUUACAAGAUUCGAGUUUGGAGGAGUUGAUCGUAGAGAAACUUGUCAAUGGAGCUCGGGGAAUGUUUCUGUGGGUAGAAUUUCAGCUUCGUGACCUUUGCGAAGCCGAGUCCGACUACGGGAUCAGACUUGUCCUCGAAAACCUGCCUCGGAGUCUAAGCGAGACAUAUGAUCGACUGCUGGGGCGAAUCGAGGGUACCGAAAGACGAAAUAUGAUCUUAAGGAUGUUCAAAUGGAUAGUCUGUACCCGUCAGCCUCUUCACGUCAACGAAAUCAGAGAAGGGAUUGCUUUCACCCUGGAGGACGAAGACUGGACACAGGAGAAAAUCCCAACCGACCUUAACCGCCUUAUCCGAGCCUGUGGAAAUCUCGUCAUCGUCGAUACAGAAACCGACAUCGUACAGUUGGCACAUUACACUGUCCAGCAAUACUUCUUGAAAGACGACGGAAAAUAUUUUCAGUUUGGACUUGGAGAUGCCAAUGAAAUGGCUGGCGAGUUUUGUCUUGCAUACCUCACCUUUUCUUGCUUCGAAACCCAGGUCACACGAUAUAGAAGUAACACGAACACCGAUAUUGUUGCUCUGCAAAAGAUGACAUCCAGUGCCGCUUUGGUUCCUUCGGGUCAUCCGGGGCGAAAAGUCAUUUGGGCUUGGAAUAUCUUGCGGGGUCCCAGGACAGCACCCCGCAAUGUCAACCUAGUGAACCCUAACCCGAGAUCCAAGGUAGAGGCAAGUUUUAUGUCUGCUUUUCAUUUCCUACCAUACGUCGUGAAACAUUGGUUAUGGCAUACUAUCGACUUUGAAUCCUCUGCCUAUACCGAACGAAGAGAUCAGAUGUUCAAGAAUCUAGUCUGCUGGAAAGAAUUACUUUUCGACUUCCGCCCUUGGGCAUCAUUCAGCAAAUCAACACAACAGUCAAGCUCGACAGCUCUCCUUGGGUGGGCCUUGAUGGCAAAUCACAGGUACUUACUUCGCAUGGCUUCUUCGGUGAUGGAACACUGUAUUCCAGCCCAGCUUGUAUUGGAUGCCUGGAGCAACUUUCUCCUCGGUCGCAAGGGGCCCGUUGGCAUACACGAGUCUGAUGUUGAUUCUCUAAUUGCGCUCCAGAAAGAGCCUUUUCGGUCCGAGUCUGCAUUGGACUGUUCUUUGUGGUUGCUGUCACAGCUUCUGUUUGCUUGCCAGAAAGGUCAUCAUCUUGCCUUAAAAGAGAUUCCAUUCAACGAUACCCGUUCAACGGCACGGGACUUUGCUGACCACUUACCAUCGUUCUUACUUCUUCUAACCGCUGGUACUGGCGAGCUAGAAACCAUCAAGUACCUCAAAUCAUAUGUGGGGGUCGAAGAGCAAGAGCACCUUCGCAUGUGGUUUAGUCCUGAUUGGUGGGAAAGUUCUCUUAAGCGGGCUUUUGCCUCACGGCAAUUUGAGACUGUUCGGUACCUCGUGAGAGCAGGACACAACUUCGCUUCAUUGUGUUCAGACAGGGGGACGUAUGAAAGUAUGCUCAAGAAUGCCGUCACUGCAGGAGACAGUGAAGCUGCUGAGUGCCUCCUCCAUCUAAGUCCAAGAUGGCCAGUUCAAACCACUCCUGAUGACCUUGCAGACCUAUUCAUUCUUGCCAUACAAAAGAAUUUACUCGCUGUUGUUGCCCAACUGCUCCAUCUGGGCGCCGAGCCAAAUCUCACCAGUUCCCUAAACCAGGUACCUCUUGUCGAGGCUAUUCGAUCUCGAAACCGGCAGAUGGUGGCACUGCUACUUCAAUACCGAAGCAGCUUUGAGCUGACAGCACAUGGGCUGCCCUUGACCAUUGCAGCUGCGAUGGGAGCCCUGGCAAUUUGUGAAAUGCUCAUCGCUGCUGGUGCAGAAGUUUUCCACGGCUCUUAUCAAGAUUCGCAUGGUGUAGCCUUGAUUGACGUUUCAGGUGGCCCCGAGUUCGACGACUGGGAAAUAUCUGUAAGCCCGACUCCGCUGUACAUGGCGUCUUACUACGGGCAUUCGGAUAUUGUAAAGCUACUCUUAGAAUCUGGAGCAGCCCCAAGCUUUCCCAGUCCCACCCAACAUGUUGCCGCAGUUCUGGACCCAGAUAAUGUGGCUGCCGGAUUUACCUAUCACUCUUAUCUUUUGAGGCCAGAUGGAAAACUCUAUAUGUCGAAGGAAGAUAUACCAGCCAAAUCCUACACCCUAAUCUCGCAGUGGAAGUAUUCGAUUGAAGUUGCUAUCGAACAAGGACAUGACGAUAUUAUCUCGAUGCUAUCUGGGUCAUGUAGCAUGACCGCUACUAUACACAGCAACAGUUGCUUUCACCAGUACGCCAUUCAGAAGGCCAUGCUCCAUCACUUUGCACGUACAUUAUCACCUUCAGAGCCCGCGUAUAAGAAAUUCAUUAAAAAGGUACUUGAAUAUACAGAUACCUGCCUGUCCAGGGCAUCCGAGCCGACUAAAUGGGAAGACAUGACAGCAAAGAUCUUGUCAGAAUCAUAAUCACGGGAUGAUAACAGACAAUACUAGGUGCACUGUUAUGAAGAAAAAUGAUAUUUGCUCAUCAUGGCGUCUGUUCCGUACAUCGCACUGGAAGAGACAAACUAGCCACGCAUCGCGCUAUUAUCGUUUCAAGCUAUAUUCUGCUCCAAGGACAUACACCUCACAGCUUACAAGGUUUUCCACCACAAACAGUCAUCGUAUGCACAUAUGUCAACUUUCCCUCUUCCAGCCUGAAUUCAUGGCUAUCAGCGGCCAUCAUCAUAUGCUCCCAAAUACAAAGGAUGCUUACCGACCCCAUCGACUCAUCAAUUACAUACCUCCUAUGUGUGUUUCCAGGCUGGCUAUGAUUCGAUGGGAUACCAGGCUUGCAUGAAUCAUCCGGCUUUCCAGUCCCUGUGUAGGCACUUCCCUCCAGCCUUACACACGGUGUACCCCACGGAACUUUCCCAGGCGCACUGGCAUCAUUCCACAUAUCCAUAUAUGCAUCUCCAGCAGCCUGGAUCACCGCCCGGCUAUCCCUUUUGCCCUCGGGGAUAACAUCCCAUUUCUCUUGCCAUACAUACUGUAAUGUCUUCUUCGCAUCGAAGAGCCACGAAUUUGUGGUCGAAGCAAUCGAGUCGAUCAGGGUGAUCUUGCCCUCUGCAUCAUCAUGUCUGAGUUGUGUGCCAAUCACAUAUGGAUUUGAGGAAUCGGUGAUGAUUAUCUCAUUAUAGGUCGCACAGGCUACUAGGUCGGUGUUGGUGCGGCGGUGAUCGAUUUUCAGGGCUUUGCUGAGGACGCUUUUGUUCGGGUCGGUGGCUUUGUUGUUUUCGAUGUAGCUCCAGUUGGUGGAGAGGUAUGGUUGGAGGGAUGUGAGGGAUCCGGAUGUUUGAGAAGCGAUGUAGGCGUCUGAGGCGGCGAGGAGGAGGGUUUUGUUACAAGCCAGGACGGGGACGGAGAGGGUGAGGUGGGCGAUGGACGUCAAGAUGACGAUGAAGGUGGAUGUGGGAAGCAUCGUGGAUGGAGCAGAUUUGAGUAGUUCAAGCGGUAACUUGGUCGUCGGUAUUUAUUAAUUCAGCACAUUUCCUUCAUAUGCUCAAAACAACGCCUUGAAUUGCAGACAUUGAGAGCUCAAGUAGGACCUCUACCUUUCUAUCUUACAAUCAUAUCUGCCGUGGCCGAGACGGAUGUAAGUAAACAUUCAGUGGCUCGAAAUUAGCCAAUGCUUUGGU
Cadophora gregata is the source of this 5705-nucleotide messenger RNA. RefSeq lists its product as uncharacterized. NCBI's taxonomy places the organism in Eukaryota, Fungi, Ascomycota, Leotiomycetes, Helotiales, Ploettnerulaceae. The record is from RefSeq and is a predicted model, not a curated record. The transcript is spliced from 5 exons. Gene Ontology annotation, molecular function: ATP hydrolysis activity; protein binding. Bases 610 to 4494 code for a protein of 1294 amino acids.